CUUGCGUUCCUCCAAUCAGGCGUCUGGCCUGGGGGUGGGCUUCGGAGCCCUGUUAAAGCCUCACUCUUCCCAAGUGCAUUUCACAGACGCUGUGCCAGCUGCCACUGGGCUGCGAGGGACCUCACCCCUUCCCUGGCCGAGAGCUAACUGAAAAUGUCAGACGUCGAAGAAAUCAUCGAAGAAUAUGAAGAAGGAGUAUAUUGAAGAAGAAGAAGAAUGGCUAGAGGAGGAAGAUGACCACAAAGAGCACAUAGAAGAACUAGAAGAGGCUGAGGAAACCCCAGCAGAAGAACACAAAGAUGAAGCUAAAGAAAAAGAAGGUGGCGAGGGGGAGCACGAGCAGGAGUCUGGGGAAGGGGAGUCAAAGCCAAAGCCCAAUUCCACCCUUCCGAGUGUCGCCAGGCUCUUCAUGCCAAACUUGGUGCCUCCCAAGAUCCCAGAUGGGGAGAAAGUGGACUUUGAUGACAUUCACCGCAAGCGCAUGGAGAAGGAUCUGAACGAGUUGCAGGGCCUGAUCGAUGCCCAUUUCGAGAACAGAAAGAAAGAGGAAGAGGAGCUGAUCUCACUCAAGGACCGAAUAGAGCAUCGGCGAGCGGAGCGGGCGGAGCAGCAGCGGAUCCGCAGCGAGCGGGAGAAGGAGCGCCAGGCCCGCAUGGCUGAAGAGAGAGCCCGCAGAGAGGAAGAGGAGGCCAGGAAGAAGGCGGAAGAGGAUGCCAGGAAGAAGAAGGCUUUCUCCAACAUGCUGCAUUUUGGGGGCUACCUGCAGAAGACAGAGAAGAAAAGUGGGAAGAAACAAACGGAGCGGGAGAAGAAGAAGAAGAUCCUCAGCGAGCGGCGGAAGCCUCUGAAUAUCGACCACCUGAACGAAGACAAGUUGAGGGACAAGGCCAAGGAGCUGUGGCAGAGCAUCCACGACCUGGAGGCUGAGAAAUUCGAGCUGCAGGAAAAGUUCAAGCGGCAGAAAUACGAGAUUAAUGUUCUCCGAAACCGCAUUAGCGAUCACCAGAAGGUAACCUUUCAGCCCGCUCCAUGCGUUACAUCUCCAGGCCCAUCCCCUUUUGCAUCUGUCCCACGCCUGAAUCAAACCCCUCUGCGGCUACAUUUGGACACAUGGCUGGGGGCAGUUUGGCCGGAGGGUCGUUUUGUACUUGGGAGGGGAAUGGGAAUAAGCUGUCGGAGCAGCAGAACUUGCUCGAAGGCUGCCCGUGGGAAGACCGUGGUUGGCGGCCGAUGGAAGUAGCACCCGUCGGAUGGGCACGAGGUAGAGAGGAGAGGCCCAAGCACGGAGCGGUGCAUUCCUGUUUGGUCAGCCAGCUGGAUUCCGUUUUACCACAGAUCCUGCACGAACCCACCCGCCACCCCAAAGGACGCAAACCCAUUGUGCUUGCACAGCUCUCACUGCAGGGGCAGCACUGUGUGUGUGUGGAGCAAAUGCUUUGCUAGGUCAGUGCUGCUUGCUCUCUUCACCGAACCCCGGGAUGCUACUGUGUCUGUAAAUAAAGAGCAUCAGAAAGGGAGAUGUGCCUUUCCUGCCCAGCCAUAUUCCAUCUGGCCUGCUUGCUAAACUUGACCUACUGCCCUGUGCCCAGAAGAUUC
Caretta caretta (loggerhead turtle) is the source of this 1596-nucleotide messenger RNA. RefSeq names its product troponin T2, cardiac type (gene TNNT2). Gene Ontology annotation, cellular component: troponin complex. Gene Ontology annotation, molecular function: tropomyosin binding; troponin C binding; troponin I binding. Lineage: Eukaryota; Metazoa; Chordata; Testudines; Cheloniidae. The record is from RefSeq and is a predicted model, not a curated record. Gene Ontology annotation, biological process: sarcomere organization; regulation of muscle contraction; cardiac muscle contraction.